GUCUUGUGCCUACAUUCACAAACAUGAUACUCUUAAGAAACUUGGCUGUGCUAAUUCUAGUAGCCGCAACAUUUGCUCAAGAUUAUUAUGACGAUGAACCUCAACCUUCACCUAGAGCCAGACCUGCACCUGCUAGAGUUCAACCGGGUUAUUCAGGACCGAAUGAACCGAGAGCCACUCCAGUUCCAAUCCUCAAACAAAUCAAUAGGCACAACGAAGAUGGUUCAUACACAUAUGGAUAUGAAUCAGCCGAUGGUACAUUCAAAAUUGAAACAAAACUGCCCACAGGAGACGUGAAAGGAAAAUACGGUUACAUUGAUGACACCGGUAAAGUACGCGUCGUAGAAUACGGUGCCACCAAAUACGGAUUCGAUCCCAGUGGAGAAGGUAUUACAGUACCGCCGCCGACAUUAGUGGAUGAAUCUCAAAAAGAAGGACAACAACAAGACUUAGAUUACUACGAACCACAAACUCGAGCUCAAAUUCCACCAAGAAGAGCUCAAGUCAUCAGACCAAAACCUCAACCUCGACCACAGCCAUCUUUCCAAGAGUAUUCUCCUCCACAACAGUUUGAACCUGCACCUGCACGUCCAGCUGCAGGCCCAGCUCAAAUUGAUUUCGAUUUCGGACCUCCUUCUCGACCGGCACCGACAAGAGCGUUCGUUCCAGUAUCGGCUCCUCGUCCUAGACCUCUUCAAAUACCAGGAGCACAGCCCGCUCCAAUCAACGAAGAUUUUGAACCAGCUCCUAUCAGAACUCAACCUAGAGUAACUUAUGCUCAGCCUGCUUCGGCUCCUUCAAGACCAGCUCCUGUUGCUUUCGAAAGACCCGCUCCUAGAUUCUCACCCGCGCCAGCCCCCGCGCCAGUAUAUCAGCCUAGACCUGCACCGUCUGUACCAUCUGCGGGCAGAUCCGGAGGAAUUUUGGAUCAGUUGAGUAAGGAUUACGCUUUACCGUCUGGAGGAGCCGCGCCUCUGCACGAUAUCAGUUUCGGGUACUAUUAAAGACUUACGAUUGAAAUAAUCAUAAACUGUCAUAUUUUAACAUAAUAGAAAGUUAAGGAGAUAAUUUGUUUCAACAUCGUUGGUAGUUACUAGUUUUUCCAAUUCCAAUUAAUAUUAAUUACGGGGUGAAGUAUAAAUCCCCCGUUAUAAUUUAUGAAUAUUACUUUUCCCUUUUGGAAAUUAUACCCGGAGUAACGUCAGCUUCAGAUUGUAGAUAUUUUACAAAAUCUUCAUUUCCAUAGCUAGUUACUGAAAUCGUUAAAUUGUCCACAUGAAAAGACUGUAACACCUUGACUGCAGGUUUUGUAAACACUCUAGAAUCUUUAAAUCAAAGUUUUUUUUUGUAGAAAUCUACCUUCAGAAAUAACUAUCGUGUAGUUAAGAAUGCUUUCAACAGAUAAGAUCAUCAACAUUUUGCAAUGUCAUCAAUAUAUCUGGUAGUAACUCUUUCUAUAAGCAAACUUAUCAUAAGAUUAUUCAUAUAUGGGUCAAAGAGAAUUGAAUUAAUUGGAUUAUUUUUGGUUCCUGUGUGCUCAAUGUUAACGAUUCCUUUUUUUAUUUUCUAAUUUACUUCCUUCCUACCUUUUCAUAUGUAAGGCUUGUUCAAGUUGGGUCAUUGCUUGGGCUCCUUUUUCAUUCUUUCCAAUCAUGUGACUUCAGUACUAUUUCCUGUCAUUUUAUUCUUCGUUUUUUCACUACCAUCUUUAUUUCUUUUAUCCAACUUUCUUUUUAUUAUUUUUUCUUUGUUUUUAUAAGCUCGUGCUUAAUACAUCUUCUCUAUUAAUCUACCAUUCUUAUUUUAGUUGUUCUUCCUUGAUUUGAUUUUUAUUUCAUUCUAAUCUUAAAAUUUCUUUCAUAAUGUUUUUCUUUAUGUUAUUAUAUUUUGUUUUAUUCUCUAUUUUCCCAUUUCUGUACUCUGUGUUUUGUUUUUUGUUAUAUAAAAUUUUUGUAUCAAGUUUUUUCAAUCUAUUUUUUUUUUCGUUUCCUAACAUUUUUGAUCUAUUUUCUUUCUUCUCUUUAUUUACUUUGCUAUUUGUACACACAAUUGUUCAUUUUUACUGGAUUUUAAAAUCUUUUCUGUGUCUAAAGUAGUUUUUUCUAAUAAUUUCAUUUAUAACUUUACUUAUAUUAACUAUUCCUAAUGCUUUGUCACUUAUUUCUAAGUAUACUUUUGUUAAUUUUUUCCUUUUCUAUAAUUAUAUUUCCUACCUUCUAUUUUUCGUAUUUACCAAUCUUCUAUUUAUCUUUAUAGUACACUUCUUUUAAAAAUUUCCCUUCUUUGAUAUUUUCUUUCUACUUUCAACUACCUUUCACCUUUUCUUAUCUAUACUGUUUUAACACUUACUUUUUAAACUGUAUCUUUUAUUUAUUUCCAGUUAUAUUUCCUUUUCUUCUAUUUUGCCUUUUGUUCAAAUCUUCUAUUUAUCUUUAUAGUAUACUUCUUUCAAAAUUUUCCCUUUUCUGAUAUUUUCUUUCUAUUUUCAACUACCUUUCUCUUUUUCUUAUCUAUACUGAUUCAUCAUUCACUUUUAAACUGUCCUUUAACUUAUCUUUUCUUUAUUUUCUUGUUUUCUUUUCUUUCUGUCCUUCCAAUCUUCCAUUUAUUUUUAUAGUACUCUUUUUUUCCUAUCUCAACUUCCCUUUCUUAUUUUCUAAUCUAUCUCUUUCUGCACUAAACAUUAAGUUAUCAAGGUCACUUUAACCUAUAACAUGUACGUUUCAAAUAUAACAGUCUCGAUAUUUUUGUAAGAAAAUUUUGAAUAAGUCCAUGAUCAACUCCAACGACAGCGUCACAUAGAUUUAAUAUUAAAAAUAGAGGGAGCCGGGUGAAGGAUGGGCUCUAAAUACCGAUAGAGAGAGAAAGAACAUCCGUAUAUAUAUCUCUCUGUCUUGUUGUCUAUUCUUAUUGGGUCGCCUGAUGACUUUGAGUGAUGGGAACGAUAAAGGAAGGGAGUGGCAUGUUUUGAUUUUAAUAGAAAGUGUCGACCAACCGCCAAUGAAAAUUGUCAUUCUUAGGAAAACGAAAA
Molecule: messenger RNA, 3031 nt
Organism: Diorhabda carinulata
Lineage: Eukaryota; Metazoa; Arthropoda; Insecta; Coleoptera; Chrysomelidae
Gene: Cpr97Ea
Exons: 5
Coding region: 24-1004 (326 amino acids)
Cellular component (GO): chitin-based extracellular matrix
Molecular function (GO): structural constituent of chitin-based larval cuticle
Source: RefSeq, a predicted model, not a curated record